This is a messenger RNA of Trematosphaeria pertusa, 1002 nucleotides long. RefSeq lists its product as uncharacterized. The transcript has a single exon. The record is from RefSeq and is a predicted model, not a curated record. The coding region runs from base 154 to 765 and encodes 203 amino acids. NCBI's taxonomy places the organism in Eukaryota, Fungi, Ascomycota, Dothideomycetes, Pleosporales, Trematosphaeriaceae.
GCCUCAGGCAGCCUAGAUUCGUCCCAUCUAGGGAGAUGAACGAUUCCGCAAUGUUACACAGAGCUCGGCCUCACGAUCAAAAGCGUCCUCGAUGAGCCCAUUGCCGUUCGUUCUGUCUCCUUCAAAUCAGGCACAUGUUGUUGUAGGCACGUUAUGCCGUCGUGUGGAGUCCUCGAGCGUACGUUUCAGUACCUCCCGCUAUCGGCAGAGAAUGAGAUUCGCCUGCUUUGCAUCCCACGGAAGACACCGGAGUCGCUUUCGGACGACCCGAUCAACUACCUUCUAUACCACAUCCCACUCAACGAGGCAUCCGAAUACGUCGCUCUCUCGUAUAGUUGGGGCAGCCCAACCACGCCAUGCCAAAUCACCGUGAAUCGCCAGCCACUUCGAAUUACCGAGAGCCUUGCGACAGCGCUUGACAGUCUGCGGCGCGAGGACGAAGACGUCGUCUUGUUCGCCGACGCAAUCUGUAUCAAUCAGAGCGAUGCGGUGGAGAAGACUGCUCAAGUUAGGUUGAUGCAGCAGAUCUACAAGACUGCCAGACAAGUCGUACUAUGGCUCGGCCCUUCAACCGCUGAGACAACGUACACGAUGCAAGAGAUCCGGCGUCUCGGAACCGAGCUGGUCCAGACCGGCAUGUGGGCGUUAGCCGCGGGCGACAUCGCCAAGUGGGACACUGAAGCGCAUGACGAUUCACAAGCCGCGCGUACAAAACAGAAUAUCAAUGGCCAUUGCGAACCGUCAUCUGGAGAAAGCACAGAAUGACGAGUAUCCUUUUUGGUGGAUCAUGUCUGAUCUUGGGAAAAGGGCGUGGUGGACGCGCAUCUGGUGCAUCCAGGAACUCGCGAAUGCGCAAGUGGCAACUUUUAAGUGCGGGAAAGACGAGGUUGAUUAUGUUCCCUACUGGGCUGUUUCGCUCUACAUCCAGCUCUUUAACAGUCGAGCACUCCUAGAUCAUCCAAAUGCGGACCUCGUGGGAAUGCAGAAAAUGCUCUGGUUGAC